This is a messenger RNA of Papaver somniferum (opium poppy), 1125 nucleotides long. RefSeq names its product zinc finger protein 8-like. The transcript has a single exon. Gene Ontology annotation, molecular function: DNA-binding transcription factor activity. The coding region runs from base 195 to 914 and encodes 239 amino acids. The record is from RefSeq and is a predicted model, not a curated record. NCBI's taxonomy places the organism in Eukaryota, Viridiplantae, Streptophyta, Magnoliopsida, Ranunculales, Papaveraceae.
UGCAGUCCAUUAAUUACAAACCCAUCAAGUCUCCUCACAGCUGCACCCAACAUAAAAUGGCAGCUUUAAUUUGAUUUCCAAGAUGAGCUAGCUCUAUCUCUUCAGUUUCCUGUGCAUCAACUCAAUUCAAAAACUGCUUCAACUCUCUCCUUCUCUCUCUUUAAUUACUUUUUAAGAUCAACAAAUUUAAAGAGAUGGGUGAUGAAGAGAACUCAACAGUUCAUCAUGAAGAAUCGAUCAAGAAGAAAAAGAAGAAGACAGUUCAUCAUGAAGAUAGCAACAACAGUACAGGCUCAGACGGAGAAAGUAGAAUUUAUCCAUGUUUGCUUUGUAACAGAAAGUUUUGCAGUUCACAGGCACUAGGAGGGCAUCAAAAUGCUCACAAAAAACAAAGAACAGCGAAAAAAGUUUUUGAUGCAGCAAAUCUAAUCCUUGCUACUAACUCUAAUAAUCAUCAUUAUAAUUCUUGGUUAAGCUAUCCAACAGCAUCUCAUGCAUCGAAUCUUCAUCAGUUUUCUCAUAAUACCCACCAUCAUGAUCAUCAUCAGCAAUUCAAUGAUGGGUUUGGAUCACAUGUUGCACCUAGGUCUGAUUAUGGAAUCUAUAGCGGUGGUGGUGGUGGUAAUCAUCAGGGAUUUAGUUUCAACAACAGUCAAGAUGUUUCGGUAACUUCGUCUUAUAAUCAACGUGAAAUUGAUCACGAUGAACAGAGCUUCUUGAAUUGGCAAAAGAGUUUAAGAGAAAACGCAGGGUGCAUUAAUGGAGAAUCAUCAUCUACUAGUACUACUACUAGUUCAUCUCAUCUUUCAUUGCUGAUUGUUAAAGAACGUCUUGAUCAGUAUUAUCAACAACAAAUGAAGAUUGGUGAUAAGCAGGAUAAGGAACAGAAACUUGACCUAUCUUUGCAUUUAUAGUUGAGAGAGCUUCAAAACAAAAAUCUAUAAAAGAUUGUAAGGAUUUUAUCAUCAAAUCACUUCUUUGGACUAGUUUUGUUUUGCAGGCUUGUUUGUUAGCUCUCUGGGGCUGGGAGGUGGGGGUUGUAUAUAUGCCUCUUUUGGUAGUUUUUCAGGCUUAGCUUAGGCCUUUGGUCUUUCCUUUUGUUGCACCUUGUUAGGUGCUGUUCAC